This is a messenger RNA of Postia placenta MAD-698-R-SB12, 1614 nucleotides long. RefSeq lists its product as hypothetical. The record is from RefSeq and is a predicted model, not a curated record. The transcript is spliced from 13 exons. Gene Ontology annotation, molecular function: oxidoreductase activity, acting on paired donors, with incorporation or reduction of molecular oxygen; heme binding; iron ion binding. Lineage: Eukaryota; Fungi; Basidiomycota; Agaricomycetes; Polyporales; Adustoporiaceae. The coding region runs from base 1 to 1614 and encodes 537 amino acids.
AUGGUAGUCGCAAGCCCUUUGUUGACUGCCUUUCUCAUUUGCGCUGCUUCAUGGGGUCUUUUACGCCUGCUACGACGGCGCUUCCUGAAAUCUCCACUAGACAAUAUCCCGGGACCCGCGCCCACUUCGUUAUGGCAAGGAAACGUGAGCCAAUACUUCCACAGGCACGGCUCCGAUUUCCAUAGGCACUUGGCCCAAGACUAUGGCUCCGUAGUCAAACUUUAUGGGCUAUAUUGUAUACCCAUGUUAAUUGUUCAAGAUCCUAAAGCCCUCCACAAUAUUCUCAUCAAAGAAGAGGGUGUUUUCGAGGAAUCGAAGCUGUUUAUCAAGACAAACCAUUAUCUUUUCGGCCCAGGCCUUAUAUCAACCCUAGGCGAGCAUCAUCACAAGCAGAGGAAGAUGCUUAACUCCGUGUUCGCUAUCAAUCACAUGCGAAGCUUAGUGCCUACAUUUUACGGAAUUGUUCAUAAGCUCCAGGAAGCCCUCACAACAGAGGUACAAUCCGGGCCUCGCGAGCUGAACAUCCUGUUCUGGAUGGGUCGCGCCGCUCUUGAGCUCGUCGGGCAAGGUGGCCUAGGCUAUUCUUUCGAUCCUCUUGUGAGAGAUGCAGAGGAUGACUACGGAGAAGCAUUGAAGACAUUAUUCCCGACGCUGCAAGGCCUGAUCGUCUUUCGGCAGCUACUGCCAUACGUAGAUUGGAUCGGUCCCCGCUGGUUCAGAGCAUUUGUGAUGGACCACUUUCCGCACGCAGGAGUCCGCAAACUGAAGUAUAACGUCGACAAAAUGUCAGAGACGGCGACCGCGAUAUUCAGGGCCAAGAAGGAAGCUUUGGGUGUGGGAUUAGAGUCAGAUCCAGAGCAGAUUGGCGGCGGAAAGGACAUAAUGACCACUCUGGUGAAGGCGAAUAUGGCAGCUUCAGACAGCGAUCGACUUCCGGACGAUGAGCUUGUUGCUCAGAUGUCCACUAUUAUACUGGGUGCCAUGGACACGACGUCAAAUAUACUAUCUCGCACCCUGCAAAAUCUCGCUGCGCGCCCUGAGAUGCAGGACAGAUUGAGGAACGAGGUCAUGGCCGCGUAUAGUGGCGAAGACUUGACGUACGAUGAGGUGAUGCAGCUGCCGUAUCUGGACGCCGUUUGUCGAGAGACCCUUCGCCUAUAUCCACCGGUUACAUUUCUUACUCGAGUAGCAAAGCGAGACGCCGUACUGCCACUGCAUUUUCCAGUAGUCGGCCGGAAUGGUCAAACCAUGUCCGAGAUACACGUGCCAAAGGGAACGAAGAUUAUUCUGGGUACCCUGGGUUCCAAUACGAGCAAGGCGAAGUGGGGCGAGGAUGCGCUUGAGUGGAAGCCUGAACGUUGGCUGGCUCCGCUACCUAGGACUGUGACAGAUGUAGCUGCGCCGGGCGUAUUCUCACACUUCGGAUUUAAAUUCUCGGAAUUGGAGAUGAAGAUUUUACUCAUGAUGCUCCUGUCGAACUUCACCUUCGCGCUGUCGGAUAAGCCAAUCGUGUGGAAUCUUGCCCCGAUUUCCUUUCCUUCGGUUGGAAUGGAGUCUAGCCAACCUAGUAUGCCGCUGAUAGUCACGCCGCUACGCAAGAACGAGAAGCCAUGA